Messenger RNA from Daldinia childiae, 1305 nucleotides. RefSeq lists its product as uncharacterized. The transcript is spliced from 4 exons. Bases 1 to 1305 code for a protein of 434 amino acids. Gene Ontology annotation, molecular function: steroid hydroxylase activity; heme binding; oxidoreductase activity, acting on paired donors, with incorporation or reduction of molecular oxygen. Lineage: Eukaryota; Fungi; Ascomycota; Sordariomycetes; Xylariales; Hypoxylaceae. The record is from RefSeq and is a predicted model, not a curated record.
AUGGAGUCCGAAAGACUUCGUUUUGAACCCAAAGAAUUUCUUCCAGAGCGCGCAUCCGGUUCUGGUCAAAAUUCUUACCUAACUCAAGAGUUCUACGUGAUCCAGGGUCCAGAGAAUGUCAAAGCCCUCUUUAAGAGCUCAUCAGUGUGUACAUCAAUUCCCUUCGUCAAGUUCGCUCUUGGGUAUGCUUUUGGCAUGCCAGCUAAGGCCCUGAAUUUAUACGACAAGGACAACUCCGGCGGUGGCCAUGUACCUCAUCCAGGCAGUAAGGUGGAGGCUCGCAACCGUAUUGACUACUCGCGGCAUCAGUCUAUAAUUCAAUUCCUUGAAGGUAAAAAACUUCUGCCUUUCUGGAACAGGUUUGCAGACGACAUCACACAUCAGUUGUAUAGUUUUCAUGACCGCAUAGGGUCUGACUGGAAAUAUAGCGCUGAUCUGAUGAAGACCAUUGGAGAUGAAGUAACAGCUUCAACUAUUAAUGCUCUUUGCGGCCCAUAUCUCCUGAGGCUGAAUCCAAAUUUCCUGCAGGACUUCUGGGACUUCGACCGCAACUUACAGACUUAUCUCCAAGGGAUACCUUGGUUUCUUGCGCCAAAGGCUCACACGGCUCGAAAGAGGGUUCUGAACGCUGUUAAAAUUUGGGAGCAGCACGCAAGGGAUCACUACGACGACUCCACUAUGGGUACUGACGGUGACGAUCCAUUCUGGGGGAGCAGCUUCUUCCGAGAGCGACACGAAAUGUUUCUUGAAAUGGAUGGUUUCGAUCACGCUGCCAUCGCAUCCCAAGAUUUCGGAGCAAUAUGGGCAGUAAGAAAUUCUAUCGCUACUGUAUCAUGGGCUAUCUUCGAAAUAUAUCGGGAUCCUGAGCUGCUUGCUAGUGUAAGGGCUGAGGUUGAUACCUGUGCGACCAGAAGUGCGGAUGGCCGCAUCCAGUUUAAUAUAGACCAAUUGCUUCGUUUGCCAGUCCUCCAAGCUGUAUAUGCCGAGACAUUGAGACUUAGGAUGCACUUCUACAUCAUUAAGAUGCCUGAUAGGGUUGAUAUGAACAUCCGAGACUGGAUUAUACCGAGGCGAAAGGUAAUUGUAACGUCGACGACAGUUGCGCAUAUGGAUUCCAAAGCGUGGAACACUGGCUUUAAUAACGAGCACCCCGUCAACGAGUUCUGGGCUGGACGAUUCCUCAAGUAUCCAUCUGGAAAUAAUCCCUGCAACGCUCAGGCGCACGGUUCCACCCAUGGAUUCCCUACGGAGGCGGACCAGGACAGUGUCCUGGACGACAUUUUGCGAAACGUCAGAUAUUACUGA